Chilo suppressalis (striped riceborer) is the source of this 3944-nucleotide messenger RNA. Lineage: Eukaryota; Metazoa; Arthropoda; Insecta; Lepidoptera; Crambidae. The record is from the annotation of a GenBank genome assembly.
GAAUUAAACCGUAAUUUUAAAGUUAAAAGUGAAUGCUUGUUAUUUAAGUAGAAGUGUUUACGGUUAUUAAACUUGGUCACUCUGCGAUUGGGAAGAUCUCACCUUGGUGUUGUGAUUGUCAGUGACAUAAUGUUUUCCUCUUCAGAAUUGCGUAUCAUGUAACUCUUGUGGUUUCUUUUGUGGGAUCCAGGGUCUAUUUUUGGAUUGUUCAACUUGUUCAUUAUUCAUUCGCACAGAUGUCCAGAUGAACAGCCAACAUGAGCUGGCUGCGGAGUACUUCUCUUUCUUUCGCUCGGCAGCUAUCUCGCUCGCUCGAUCCCCGUCACGACUAUGAGCCUCAAGCAUGCUACAAUUCCUUCUGCAAACAUUGGCAACAAGCUAAUGAAAUUAUAUUCAAAUCUCAGCCGAGACACCUUCACGAUGACGUUCUAGGAGUUGUGAACCAUUUGGAACAGCUUGGCACGUUACUGGUACUCGAAGCCAGGGCGAAGGAGAUCAACACUACACAUAAUCACGCCACAUGUUUGGAAUACCUACUUGUAGAAAACCUCCUUGACAAAUUAUAUGAAUGGGCUUGCUGCACUGGAAAAUAUGAAAACGCUGUACGACUUGAACAACUUAAAUUAUAUGGAAUCCUAAUCAGUCAUUAUAGUACACAGGUUAUAGCUGCGGAACCAUUUCUUAGGCCAUUAUUGAAAUUGCUCAGUGGAUUUAGAAACGAAUUGCCUUCACCUAAUUUAGAAAAUCAAUUAGUUAUAGUAUUGAACCAACUAUGCGUGGCAUUGAUGCAGAAUAUGAAAUUCUUAGAUCUUUUCUUCUUAACAACGCACAUGCAGAAUGGGUCGCAAUCAGAAUUCAUCAUAGUAAGGCUACUCCUUGCUUCCGUACACCGGGAAGGCAGCACUGGAUCGGCCGCGCGCGACGCUCUCCUUCUGUGCGCCAACAUGUCGUCCCGGUGUACCCAGCUCGCUGAGUACAUGCUGGCCGGCAACACUUGUCCUGUUCUAGCUACUGGUCUGAGUGGCUUAUAUUCCCUUCUACCGCGAGUUCUUAGCGAAAAGAUCCACCGGCUGACCCCGGACGAUGUCAACAAAGUCAACAAGCUCACUCUAUUCAUAGACUCCCUGGAAUUCUGCAAUGCUGUUGCUCAGGUAGCUCAUCCGUCCAUAAAGAAGCACUUACUGGACCUCCUCUAUCAAGGCUUCCUCGUGCCCGUUAUGGGGCCAGCUCUUUUGCAGACGAAAGGGGGGCCGUUGCAGAGUGGCGCGGGCGAACAGGCGGCUGCGAUGGCGUAUCUCGAGUUGGUCCUUCGAUGCGUCACUCAGAGGGGUCUUCUGAGGGCGGUGCUUCACUUCCUAUUCGCUUAUGAGUACGACGGAGUCAGGGUCGUCGAUGUUCUGCUGAGGAGACUGGAGGGCAAUUCGCAGCUAUCCCUAGUGUCGCUGUGUCUAAUGGAGACCCUCAUCGACUUGAACUGCGAAGACGUCAUGAUAGACCUGGUCUUCAAACAUCUGUUAAACGGUCACCAUCUGAUGGUGAACCAUCGGCAUAAGAUCGCAGAUCCUGAGCCAUACAGAGAAGCUGCCGUAGCUUUCCUCAGUUUAACACCGAGAUGCUGUGCUCGCCCUUUAAAUAAAACAAGGGAAUGGGUGGAUGAAAUGGCACACAGCGGAAGAAGAGUGCUAGACUUCAAACAAGACGAGGAUAGUAGAAAAGUCAAUGGCGUACACGACGGUAUAGCGAUGAAGAAUCUAGUCCACGAAGUUAGGUUUAAUUACGGGAACCCCAACGAAACUCUAUACGCUAACUACCACGCAUAUUUAUGUGACGCGCGAUUCGAAAUAGUUUCCCGCACGAUCGCAUGCAUAAACUGGUCAUCGAAAUACCACAGCGUGACGUCACCGAAGCGAGAAACGAACAACAAUACGAAAGAAACGAGAGAGUUAGUAGACGUGCACGCGUUGAAAGAGCAGGACAGCUUGAUAUCCUGCACGAGCGGCUAUGAUACUUUAAAGAACAGCGAUACUAGUGACAAGGAACCACACAGUCUUACUUCCCUUUUGGAACAAGAGACGGAGAAAGUGAAUGCUGAUUUGAAAGAGCAGGACAGCGUAUCGUUAGGAGAGAGCAGUGAUUACGAAAGCUUUAGGUAUAAGGAAGAUAAUGAUGAGGAGAAUUUUGCUGAAGAUGUGUUCACAAAGAGUGUCGAUAGGGUCGAGAAUCCGGUGGAGUAUGAUGGCGAAGUCACUUUGGUUAGGAGUUGGAGGGCUAGUGCUGAAUCAAUCAUCGGCCCACUUCUUAGCAGUCUUCUGAAGAAGACGGCCGCUUUCCUAGAAGCCGAAGUGAUGGUGAACGGGCGAGUGACAAGCGUCAUAUCGAAGCUCGUGUCACUGCCCACUCCGCUGUUAACGUCGCUAUUGCUCUGUCCUAGCUUCCUUCUGCAACCGAAUGUGCCUUCUUUGUACCAGAUACUUAGUAAAUUAAAAGAGGAUGUGGACGAACUGACAACGGGAUUGGACAACACUAUUGAGUUAGUGGACAAGGCGAGAGUGUUUCUGAUCCAGAGGGAAAUGGCUUUGGUCAACUCGCGGGCACCUGCUAGUGACGAUGGCAAACCAAGUGUGGACUCACCUACGCAUAAACCCGAAGACUCUCCGUCGCCUUUCCGUAGGGUAGAAGCGAAAAGACGCAGCAUAUCUUCGAGUCUGUCAAAUAUGUUCGGAAGGAGAGCUUCUGCGUCACCAUCCCAGCACAAUCUGCAAAGCUUACAACCCACAACAUACCAAGCUAGUCCUCAAAAACGGCUCAUUUUCACACAAGAAGAAUAUUGGAGUCAAUCCAUAACAUUGCGUUCUAUACUGAAUGCGGUACUGCUAGAAGAGUGGUUGAAAGAACUGGCUGCGUUGUGCGAAGAACACGCUUUAAGGCUAUCAGCUGAUAAUUACGAGGAUGACACAUACAUUCGAUCAGUUUUAUUAUGACUGACAGCUAACGCCGCGGGCGGGUUUCAAAAGAGAACAAGAAUGCGUGCAACGGAACGCUCUGGCGUCACAUGCGUUUGACCACGUUUUGUUUAACGCUAGACAGUCAAUUAAGCCGUGUGUGUGAUAUAACUUAUAUAAAAUUAUAAGGCGGGACGAUCUAUUUUUACCCAUGAAUGGAAGCAACAAUGCAACUAUCAUAAGAUAAAGUUAUCUUCUGAUGCCUUUCAAGUAUAAUAGAGUAUUGUGUUGUUUUGAAGAAUCUGAUGAUCAUGUUAAUCAUGUGAAACGGAACGCACUCUUAAAAUGUUGAUAACUUUUCCUAAAUAUUGUAUGAUUGGGUAAAAACACAAUAUAGCAUAUAAGUAAGUAAUCUUAAGUAGAUUUCAUAAAGAAUUUAGUAACAACUUUUCUUAUGAACAAACAUUUUAAGUAGCUAACUAAGAAUGAAAGUACACUGUACGUCCUGCAUUUUUAGUUACGCAGCAAUUUAAAAUUAGACUAUCCAUUGAAUUUGACUUCAAAUUAAAUUAUUUUUUACAAUAAAAAUUAUUAUUCGUGCAAAAUUUCUACUGGGAUAAAGACUCGGGAGCCUACCUAAAAAGGUUACUACUACUGCACACAGAAACUAAAAAAUGCUACAAAAGCAACCUUAACUACUAUCACAAUAAGGCUCCUUAUCUCAAAUGGUCAGUAUACAAUUGAAUGUUAGAUUUAUUGUAAACUGUUUUAUCAUCGCUACUUUCUUACCAAAGGAGGAUAAAUAAUAAUGAUUUCUUACCGGACCAACUUCAUUACAGUAAAUAAUGAAGUUGGUCCGGUCCUCCCUUGUCAAGAAGAUCCUCAUACCAGAGUUUAUCUUUAGUGAAUCAAACAUCACAUACUUAAUUCUAAGUACCUUACUGUAGUUUUUAAUUUUGUUUUAAAUUUAUUUGCUAAUUUUAAUCAACGACUUUGCCAUCA